Rangifer tarandus platyrhynchus (Svalbard reindeer) is the source of this 234-nucleotide messenger RNA. NCBI's taxonomy places the organism in Eukaryota, Metazoa, Chordata, Mammalia, Artiodactyla, Cervidae. The record is from the annotation of a GenBank genome assembly.
AUGGAGGAGCAGCGCGGGGCCCGGGGAGGGUGGCGGCAGCACUGGCGAGGACCUCGUGACCACCGAAAGAGGCGCGUAGAAAAACCCCCGACAGCAACUAGCGAGUACCCAAACCACGAGGGCCGGAGACACGGACUCCUCACCGUCACAGAACGAAAAGGCCUGGAGGUGCAGCGGGCAGGGGCGCGAGACCUUCGGCUGGGCUCGUGGCUGAAGCACCCAGGAGGCUUCUGA